GGCCUUAUGCAACUUCUGCAUAACAAGCCUGCACCAGCUUCACAGAGGUUCUGCUUUCUGUUCCAUCAUUUUCGGGUGAUGAUGCUCCUCCAGCGGAAUCUUCUUCGGCAGGGAAGCUACGAGGAUGGCCGAAUUCCCCGUAGAGUUUGAUAGGUUUGCAGGAAUUUAGCACUGACGCAGUCGCUCGAUAAUGCUGAUUUCGGUAUUUGCCGGGGCCGUGGGGUUGGCAGUGCACGUGGUGUUUUUGUUUUCCAUCUUCGACAUUUACUUUAAGUCCCCGAUCAUUCAUGGCUUACCCGCCUACGAAGUACCACUGCCCGCACCAGCGUCAAGACUGGUCCUCAUCGUCGCCGAUGGUCUCCGCGCGGACAAAGUAUUUGAGCUUCAGAAGAAUGGCACCACCAGGGCACCGUAUUUACGGUCCAUUAUCACUGAAAAGGGGAGCUGGGGCAUCUCCCACACCCGAGUGCCAACGGAGUCCCGACCUGGACAUGUGGCCCUCAUUGCUGGGUUCUAUGAAGAUGUCAGUGCCGUAACUAAAGGCUGGAAGGACAAUCCAGUGGAGUUUGAUUCGGUCUUCAACAGGAGCCGAUAUGUGUGGGCUUGGGGAGCUGCUGACAUGGUGCAUCUUUUCACUAAAGGAGAUCAUGGGAAGCGUGUCUUUGCCUGCACAUACGACAAUGAUGAAGUUGAUUUUGCCGACGAAGAUGCAUCCAGACUGGAUACCUGGGUUUUUGCAAAAUUUGAGGCAUUUUUGGCAAGUGCAUCUACCAACAAAACUUUGAAGCACAUGCUCCAGCAAGACAAGCUCGUAUUUUUCUUACACCUUUUAGGCUUGGACACCAAUGGGCAUGGAUACAACCCAGAUUCAAUGGAAUAUUAUGAAAAUAUUGCAUUAGUUGACAGGAACAUAAAAAGAGUGGUCCAGCUUAUUGAUGAAUACUACCAAGAGGAUGGAAAGACGGCCUACAUUUUCACAUCAGAUCAUGGAAUGACGGAUUGGGGUAACCAUGGUGCAGGGAAUCCCUCAGAGACGGAGACACCUCUUAUUGCCUGGGGAGCAGGCAUUGGACAAACACGGUUAUCUGGCAAAGAUGGUUACUAUGACGGUUAUUCUGAAGCAUGGAACUUGUCCUUGUACAGGAGAGUGGAUGUCAAGCAAGCUGACCUAGCUCCGCUUAUGGCUGUGCUCCUGGGCAUAGCCAUUCCAAUCAACUCCCUUGGGUUGCUGCCUGUGGAAUACCUCAACCGGGACUCACAUUUCAGGGCCGUAGCCCUCCUAACAAAUGCACGACAAAUUCUGGCACAGUUUAAACAACAAGAACAUAAUGUGCAAGAAACUACAUUUUCUAUUUUCUUUCGCCAGUUCAAAGAGCUGAUGCCAAAAAGAGAAGUGGAGCUUACUGAGAUGAUGGAAACCUUAUUGAAACAGUCGAGGUACAAAGAAGCGGUGCAAGUUAUUGAAAAGUUUAUUGAGCUGGCCUUGAAAGGGCUUACCUAUUACCAAAAAUAUGACAGGCUGACCUUAAGCAUUGCUGUGGCACUAGGCUUCGUAGGCUGGAUGACCUUCGUCAUAUUGCUGCUGCUGCGGAAUUACACUGGCAUCAUGUGCAAGUCGCUGGAAAGCCAGUCCAAAAAAAUGACACCAGAGUGGCAAGGGAAAAUCAAGAUACUCUCCAGUUCCACUUUGGUGAUCUUCUUGUCAAGUGUACUUUUAUAUGUACAAAAUGCACCAUUCAUGUACUACUUCUACUUCCUAAUACCGAUCGUGCUGUGGACAAUGGUUCUCUAUGAGUUGGAUGUGUACUAUGAAGCUAAGGCCUACCUAAGACGUUUUGAGGUGAAGAUGUGGUUCCUAGCUCUCGCAGUGCUAGCUGUGCUUGGACUUGAACUUUUGGUCAUCACAUUUUUCUACAGAGGAGUGAUGUCUUUGGGACUGGUAUUUAUUGGACUGUGGCCCUUCACCACACAGUUAUCGAAGAGAAUGAGUGUUGCUUGGUUGGCUGGUUGUCUGGCUCUUGGCGUGUUCCCUCUUUUACCAGUGAUUGGCAAGCAGCACAACUACACUCUGGUCACUUUGACUGGCUGGAUCAGCAUAAUCAUAUUUGCCUACUGUGCGAGAAGGUCUGAACUAGGCUUGGUAAGAAAUAGCAGGCAGAUCUCUAAAGAGCCACAAAGGGCUAUCGUCAUUACAGUGCUGCAGAUCAUCCUGGUCUGGGUGGCAAUAACAAUUGUGAAAAGUACUGCUGACAGCAUUGAGCAUAAAGAGGGCCUUCCUCUAUUUAACCAGAUUUUAUCUUGGCUACUUCUAGUUCUUUCACCAGCGCUGUGUCUCUUCUCCACCACAAGUCUAUUCAACCGCCUGCUAAACUUGACAUUAUCAUUGCUUGUUCCAUUUCUCCUCAUGUGCAUAUUCUACGAAAGCCUCUUCUUUCUGACUUUAUGCCUUGUGAUGUUCCUCUGGAUCUGCAUCGAGCAUCAGUUGUCAGGCUCAACCUUGAGGCUUCAAGACAUGACUUUUGAGUACCAGAGCAGCUCCACUCAGGCCAAGAAUGUGACCUACCACAUUAAGAUUGAUGACGUCCGGAAAGCAUACUUCUUUAUGUUUUUUAUGCUUGUUGCAUUCUAUGGAACAGGAAACAUUGCGAGUCUCAACAGCUUUUCAAUAUCCAGCUUCUACUGUUUCAUGACAGUCUUCAGGCCAUUCACAAUGGCUGCCAUCUUGCUCAUCAAGGUUCUUAUCCCUCUGCUCAUUGUAAGCUGCGCAUUCAGAGCACUUCUUCAGUCUAUCCGAGUGUCAAACACUGCACUCUUCCUCUUAGUUUUCAUCAUGUCGGACUUCACAGCCUUGCACUUCUUCUUCCUGAUAAAGGACAGUGGCAGCUGGCUUGACAUUGGCAUGUCCAUCAGCCACUAUCUGCUCUCCAUGGGAAUGUUCAUUUUCACAGCAGUGUUCCAUGGGCUGGCCUGGUUCCUUACUACAUUCUCUCUGGACUUUUCUGGACAUGAGUUCAAGCGCCACCUUUUGUGACACAUUCCGAGCCUAGUGUUUUACAAGCAAUUUGGUGCCAUCUCCUAUGGGCAGGAAGUGUGAAGGCUCUUUUACACAAUGUCUUAAUCUUUCAAUGUUACCUUAAACAAAAACAAUGCAAAAAGGUGAUUAUGCAAAGAUGUAUGAGGUAACGUAAGAUCAUUCUGGUUUGUGGUGUUUUGAAUGGUUAACAGUAAGUGUCUAGCAAGUCUGAAUAUGCAUGGCAAAAAGGUGGUAGAGGCUGACGGUAAAUACUUUAAAAAAAUCUCACAUACAAGUCUCCGAAUAAUUGGUAGCUCUUCUUUCUUGCUAAAAUAUUUGCUUUUUAGGGCUUUUUGAGAGAAGUAUGUUAACAAAUCAUCAAUGAGCGUUUGUGGGGCUGGUCUUGAAUUUUUUUUCCAAGUAGGUGUGUAAGUUUUGUUUACGUGUGUAUUAGUGUUAAUGGACCUUUAUUGCAUCUAGGGGGACAAUAAACGUUUUUUUUUUUACUUUAGAUAAAUACCUUCUAGAUUGAAAUCUUGAUCAUAAUAUUCAAAGCAGGCAUUGUUGAUUUUUUUCAUAAAAUCAUAAAAUCGAGUGUAUUAGCUGUCACUGCCAUAAUUGUACCGAAGUUUGCACCCGAAUGUCUGCCAAUGUAUUGAUUGCACACGACGCCAAGCACAGACACUGUUUAGGUCCAACCUGUAAGUUGGUUUUCAACGUAUUUUUGACAAACAUAUUUUCCAAAAAAAAAUAAAAAAAGACGCCAUUUUUUUUUAAACUAAAAAGCCGUAUUGAAGCUUAUGCAUCAUAGUUUUACAACUUUAUAUGCAUCAAAGUUAAAACCAUUACAUUGUCCCCUUAAUCUUUAAAACAGUUUGCUAUAUGAUGUAAGAGUUCAUAUGAAGCACAUAAGUAACCGAAUCUGAUAUAAAUAAAAAUCCUGAAUCAACCAAGUAUCUUAACAAAAUGUUGGCUGCUAGUCAAAGGCUACCCAGGAGGUUUCUUUUUUGAGUAUGUAAUGUAGAGGAAUGUAUCUAUCAAGAUGUUUAUUCCUCUUCUAAUAACUCCAGGCCACUUUAAAACAAUCGUAAUUUAUAUCCUACUAAAUAAUGUUAUUCACAUUACUGCAAAGCCAGUGCGAUGUCCCAGUCACUUUUGAAGCUACUUUGACAAUGGAAUAUCUCCUUUGAAACUUGUAGAUUAUUUAUAACGCGUGGGAACUGCCUGACAAGACCUGAGGGCGCAAGACAAGCGAUUGUAUGGUGUUCCAAGUGGUGAUGUGACCGAAAAGUAAAAAAGCUUGUUCAUUGGCUACA
Messenger RNA from Ixodes scapularis (black-legged tick), 4329 nucleotides. RefSeq names its product GPI ethanolamine phosphate transferase 1 (gene PIG-N). The record is from RefSeq and is a predicted model, not a curated record. Gene Ontology annotation, cellular component: endoplasmic reticulum membrane. NCBI's taxonomy places the organism in Eukaryota, Metazoa, Arthropoda, Arachnida, Ixodida, Ixodidae. Gene Ontology annotation, molecular function: mannose-ethanolamine phosphotransferase activity. Gene Ontology annotation, biological process: GPI anchor biosynthetic process. The transcript has 25 exons. Bases 191 to 3031 code for a protein of 946 amino acids.